This is a messenger RNA of Cornus florida, 1045 nucleotides long. Its product is annotated as glutathione S-transferase U25-like. Gene Ontology annotation, cellular component: cytoplasm. Bases 215 to 871 code for a protein of 218 amino acids. The transcript is spliced from 2 exons. The record is from RefSeq and is a predicted model, not a curated record. Gene Ontology annotation, molecular function: glutathione transferase activity. Lineage: Eukaryota; Viridiplantae; Streptophyta; Magnoliopsida; Cornales; Cornaceae. Gene Ontology annotation, biological process: glutathione metabolic process.
ACUUAAAGUCAGAAUACAAGUUGAACUUUUCUACUAGGUUCAUUGUUGUUGCUGAUUGCUUUUUGAUAUUCAUCCUAAGCAAAUCAAACCAACCUCUGUUGGAACCUUUUCUACAUAUUUCUUCUCACUCCAUUUCAUUUCAUCUGAAGCCAUAACCAGAAGGUUUAAUCCCCCCAAUUUUAGGUUAUUUUUAAGCUUUUCCAUUUGCAUAAAAAUGGCAAGUGGAGUAGUUCUGUUAGAUUACUGGCCUAGUCCUUUUGGGACGAGGACGAGAAUCGCCCUAGCGGAGAAGGGGAUCGACUACGAACGGAAGAACGAGGACAUGGACAACAAAAGUCCUCUGCUUAAGAAGAUGAACCCAAUCCAUGCAAGAAUUCCAGUCUUGAUUCAUAACGGUAAACCAAUUUGUGAAUCCAACAUAAUAAUACAAUACAUCGAUGAGGUUUGGAAGGACAAACCUCCUUUGCUUCCCUCUGAUCCUUACCUCAUAGCAAAGGCAAGGUUCUGGACCAACUUCAUUGACACUAAGGUACAUGGAUCUAGUAGGAAGAUAUGGUUGAGCAAAGGAGAGGAGCUUGAAACAGGAAAGAAAGAAUUGGUGGAAUGGGCCAAGUUGUUGGAGGGAGAGCUUGGUGAGAAGCCUUAUUUUGGGGGAGAGACAUUUGGGUUUGUGGAUAUUGCUCUUGUACCCUUUUAUAAUUGGUUUAUGAUAUUCAAGUCCUUUGCAAACUUGAGCUUUGAAGCAGAGUGUCCCAAGUUAGUGGCAUGGGGCAAGAGGUGCAUGGAGAGAGGAAGUGUGUCCGAGUCUCUUCCUGAUCGGCAACAUAUCUAUGAUGCCCACUUGGAGUACACAAAAAGGUUGGGAAUAUAGUUCAGAAGCUUGGGGGAUUUGAAUAAGCAGAUGAUCCAGUAUGGUAAAUAGCAUAGAUUAAAGUUUGUACACUUGUGUUUAUUAUAAUUUGGUUUGUGUUACAGUGUAUGCAGAUUUUGCUUACUAAUGUAUGCUUGUGUAUAAGAUAUGAUUUUUUUUUUUUUUUACACAUUA